UCUGUCGACUGUUGGCUGGUCAUGCUAAUGUGAUUGACGAACUUUGGUCGUAGUGAAUGGAAGAGUAGCUUGAUAGAAUUUUGACGUAAUGUCUGUGCGGAAAUGGUAGGGUGUGCUUUGCGUUUAGUGAAUAUGCGUGUGAAAGUGUCAUUUCUCGCGGAAGUGGGUGAAGAUUGCGUUUUGAUAAGUGUAAUGUAACGACACAUCUGACACAAUGUAUUUCUAUUUGCUCCUCGCUGGAACAGCCGUAGUGAAUAAUAUGUAUGUUAAUUAAAGUGCUGAAUGUAAAUGACAGUGAAAUAUGUCCAUCCCAGGGGGGAGUAAAAGAAGUGGUGCUAUGAAAAUUCGUUUGACAAUACUGUGCGCACGAAAUUUGGCCAAAAAGGAUUUGUUCCGCCUUCCCGAUCCAUUCGCAAAGAUCAGCGUCGACGGCUCGGGUCAGUGUCAUAAAACAGACACAUGUAAAGCCACUCUUGACCCUAAGUGGAAUCAGCAUUAUGACUUGUAUAUUGGAAAGGAUGAUGGCAUUACUAUAAGUGUAUGGAACCACAGAAAAAUUCACAAAAAACAAGGAGCUGGAUUCCUAGGUGGUGUGAGAAUUGUAUCAAAUACAAUUCAGAGGCUGAAAGAUACUGGCUAUCAGCGCUUGGAUUUGUGCAAGUUAAGCUUAGACAGUCCUGAUCCAGUGAAAGGUCAAAUUGUAGUUUCUUUGCUCUCCCGUGAUGGCCACAGUGGUGUCGCAGGUGGGGGCCACAAUGCUGUUGUGGAUCCUCUGGGAGACCUCAGUUGUCCUGAGGACCUCCCCGAGGGAUGGGAAGAGCGAAGAACUUCUGACGGUUGGCUUUAUUACGUAAAUCAUCACACCAAAACUACUCAGUGGUUUAGGCCAACAAGGCCGCAAUAUACAAGUAUUAUUCCGACACAUGUCCUUUCAAGACCUUCACGUGAGAAUGGUCCUGUUGGCUCAAAUGUUACACAGCCUACUUCUCCAACAAGUGGAUUAGCCCAUCCAAAUUCUUCAAGUGAUGGUGGGUCUGUCAGCCCAGAUGUUACACAGCCUACUUCUCCAACAAGUGGACUAGCCCAUCUAAAUUCUUCAACUGAGGGUGGACCCAUCAGCCCAGAUGUUACGCAGCCAGCUUCUCCAAUAAGUGGAUUAGUCCAUCUAAAUACUUCAAGUUCCAAUACUAGUUCACCUAUUACUGGUACCACUGAACAGCAAUCGUCAGCAGGAUCCAAUCCUGGCAGUCCAGUAAACCAGACACCAAGCCAGAAUCAAUCAGGGAACAGGGAGCAGAAUGGCAUCUUCCCUCUUCGAGGAACUGCUGCAUCACGCAGGCCAUUGGUUCCGGCAAUAACAGGCUUCCAACCAAACAAAACAGUGAGCGAAGCUGAAAAUCGGCCUUCAAGAACAGAGCUUCCAGCUGCUGGCAGUAGACGUGAACGUGAAAAUUCUUCAGGCAGUCAGGCUCAAGCAGCUGCUCAUCGUCGACGAUCUGCACGACAGAGAAAUUCAUUGAUGUUGCAACAGGCUGGUCGUGGUUCUCACAAUAUUAGUCAGCCGGGAGACUUGCCACCAGGAUACGAAUUACGAACAACACAGCAAGGGCAGGUGUAUUUCUACCAUGUUCCAUCUGGAAUAAGUACAUGGCAUGACCCACGCAUUCCACGAGACCUGACUGUAAGCUCAGAUCUCGGUCCUUUACCACCAGGAUGGGAAAUGAGGCAAACUAGUUCUGGACGUAUUUAUUUUGUAGAUCACAAUAACCGCACCACUCAGUUCACUGAUCCACGGCUGUCUGGCGCAGUAAUCUCAAAUCUCAUUAAGAAACAGAGCUCAAGCACUUCACCAACCCAUGGCGCAACGAGCAGCUCAAAUUCCAAUUCGAGCAGUGGACGGGUAGAUCCCGUGGGGAGGGAAGAUUCACCUUCUGGGUCAUCUCGCCAGCCUUCUCUGUCCCCUACAAGCAGUGGAAGUAGCACAACAAUGAACAGUGAAGCAAGAACUUCGGGAGAAGGAAGUAGCAAUAGUGCAACGGAACCUGCUGCUGGUACUGACGGAAGUGCAAAUAAUAGUGAAAAUAGAAAUUCAGCUUCAGUGUGUGUGUCACUAAAUGUACGAAGUGGAGAACUGCCAAGGGAACUGUUGGACAGUGAAUUGUUGCCAAAGUACAAACGAGAUUUGGUUACGAAGCACAAAUCUUUAAGAACUGAACUGCAAGCACUUCAACCGCAAAGUGGUCACUGCCGUUUAGAGGUGUCACGGACAGAAAUAUUUGAGGAGUCAUAUAGACUGGUGAUGAAAAUGAGACCAAAGGAUAUGCGCAAACGCCUAAUGGUUAAAUUCAGAGGAGAAGAAGGUUUAGAUUAUGGAGGUGUUGCUCGUGAGUGGCUGUACCUUCUGUCACAUGAAAUGCUGAAUCCUCAGUACGGACUUUUCCAGUAUUCACGUGAAGAUAAUUACACUCUGCAGAUCAAUCCUGAUAGUAGCAUUAAUCCUGAGCAUUUAUCAUAUUUUCACUUUGUGGGCCGUGUAAUUGGGAUAGCUGUUUUCCAUGGUCAUUACAUUGAUGGAGGCUUUACAAUGCCAUUUUAUAAGAUGUUGCUUAAUAAACCUAUAACACUGGAUGAUAUUGAAGGUGUGGAUCCCGAACUGCAUAGGAGCUUAACAUGGAUGCUGGAAAACAGCCUCACUGGUGUCAUUGAUACAACUUUUGCUGUGGAGCACAACAGCUUUGGAGUAUUGAAGGUGCAUGAGCUGAAACCUGGGGGAAAGGAUAUUAAUGUAACAGAAGAAAACAAACGAGAAUAUGUAAAGCUGUACGUGAACUACAGAUUUAUGAGAGGUAUUGAGCAACAGUUCCUAGCUCUACAGAAAGGUUUCACUGAAUUAAUACCCAACAAUCUUCUUCGAGCAUUUGAUGAACGUGAACUUGAAUUGAUAAUUGGUGGCCUCGGUUCUAUAGACAUUACGGAUUGGCGCAAUCACACAAGGUUAAAGCAUUGCACUCCUGAAACACCAGUUGUAAAGUGGUUUUGGCAGAUCGUUGAAGAAUACUCGGAGGAAAUGAGGGCAAGACUUCUACAGUUUGUAACAGGAAGUUCUAGGGUUCCAUUACAAGGAUUUAAAGCUUUGCAAGGUUCAACAGGUGCUGCUGGUCCAAGACUUUUUACAAUUCAUGUUAUAGAUGCACCUUUGGAAAAUUUACCAAAAGCCCAUACAUGCUUUAAUAGAAUUGACAUUCCUCCUUAUGAAUCAUAUCAGAAAAUGUUUGAAAAGCUUACUCAGGCUGUGGAAGAGACAUGUGGUUUUGCUGUUGAAUGACGUGUUGCAUAAAAUAGCUUAAUUUUAGAGGUUGAGUCAAUUUGCACUAUUUUUAGAUAAAUAGUCAAAUUUAUUGUUUGCACAUUGAUUUGCACAAAAGGCCUCACAAGUCAUUGAAGCUGCAUGACACACCUCUGAAAGAUUCAGAUAAACUGCAAAGCUUCAUUGCCGGUGAAAUGAAAUAUUUGGGAUCAUAUGGUUUUGGUAUGAUCUCUAGUUUCUUUUUAGAUACAAUUCACUUGUUGUACAGAGUUAUUUUGUUGUAUGCUGUUGUUAAAAUAUGCAUCACAUGGUGUAUUAUUGAGAUUUUUUAACCAAUUGUUAAAAACAUUGAACCUGUGUCUACUGUGUAGAUAUAAGCUAGUAUUGUUUUCAUGGUGUGAUUUAAAAUCUGCCCAUUAUAUAUGUUGCACAUUUUAUUUUUUAAAAAAAAGGUGGCAGUUGAACUGUCAGCACAAAAUUCAACCACCACAGAUAUGCACAUAUUGUGUGUUGCUUUAGUAUUUAUGUUAACAAUAAUUGCCUUAUGUCAUUUGUUUAAGAUAAGGUUCUUCACAGUAUUGUUGUAAUUGUAACUAACAGGUAAUGCAAUUAUAAAUUAGAGCCGUUUUCCAGUUUGAAGUAGAUAGUGUUUGGUUGCUCAGAUUUCUCUGAUUUAACAUUGUACUCUUCUCAUGCACACAUGCUGCGACAUGACUCACAAACAGUGACGCGCUGAAAACCAGAUCUGAAUGUGCUCUUGCUUCAGUUUUACUCUCAGCAGUUCACCAUUGUUUUUUAUUAUUUCAUAUUACUGCAGAUUGCAGCAGAGAUGUCAUUCAUAUUUAUUAAAUGUUUUUAUGGCAGCAGUGGAAAUGCCUCAUGUAGCACCCUCCAGUAUAAUGUGACUUCCAUGCCUGAACUCCUGAUUCGCUAGCUUUUGGAGAACCGGGAUCAAGUUUAAUAUUAGCAUUAUUCAUUUAAAAGUAUGUUGACUGUAGAAGGAACCAGUUCUCCACAAUGAGGUGGAAAAAUUUCAUUUAGAUCAGAUGAGAAUAAGAUCAUUAUGCAAACAAAGCCAGUAUUAUUGGUUGCAGUCCACAUAAUCCCGUGGUUCUGGAGCAAGAAGUGAAACUCCAUAUUUAUUAACUGUUUGUGCACUCUUACUCUCCAAAAAUUUCAGUAAAAACUCUUCAUUGGGUGCUCCAUUCAUUAGACAGUUAGUUCAACAUUUUCAGACUCUAACUACCACAGAGAACAUAAAGGCCAAAUUCAUCCCAGUGUGUAUACGUCGUCAUAAAAACAAGGACCAUCAUAUUCAUCUUGAACAUAGUGCUUUUUCCUAUUUCUGUUGCCCCAUUCAAUUAAAAGUCAACUGUUUCAUAUGUAUUUAAGUUAUCAGGGACAUUUUUUAUUCUUGAUGUUUUGAGGAUUGAGUACCUUGCAAUACUCAUUUUUUGUGUAACUAUGUGGUAUAUCAUUUUACAGAGUUACGUAGCAUUAUUUACGGUCUCUAUAAAAAUACCUCCUUGUCACUAUUAUAAUUUGUUUCCUAGGAAACUGACAAAUAAGUUAUAGCUUUAAAUGAAAGGAAACAAGAAACAAAUUUAUCUGUAAUGUGGAUGGUAUUUGUGAUCCUGUUGUUAACAACAGUACCAAUAGAUAUGUAUUUUUGAGAAACAUGGAUGCAUUUUAGAAAAAUGUAUAGUUGUUAAAAACUAGAGAACUGUUUUCAAAACCAACUGGAAGUUGUUUCACUCCUUUUCUAUAUUUUCAUAAUACUCUGUUGAUUUAUAUACAAUUUGCAUAACAUGCUAAUUUUUGAAAUGUAAAACCAUUAUAUAAUAAUGAAAAUAUUUUUGUACACAGCUAUAAUGCCUUCAAUGUAUUGUAGCAAAAUCUACAUAUCAUUGUAUUCUCUGCAAUAGGAAAAUUUGUGUGUGCUUUGUGAGAAUGGAAGGCAUUGUGCAAUAUUUUAUUGCUGUUAAAUUUGAAAUAUUUUAUACAGGCCUUAACUCAAUAGCUCAGAAGAGCAGUUGUUGAGAAAAUGUGGUUAUUGUUGCAGAAAGACAAUAAUAGAUGUAGAAAGCACUCCUUCCAAUUGGCGUUUUCCUAGAUUUUGUAUAAGAGAAGUAUUGAGAGGCAUGUUCCUUAUAACAGCAAUAGAUAAAGUACUUGGUUCCACAAGUACAUGGAAGUGUUGUUAUUUGUUGCAGAACAUAGCAUUUUUGUUAUGCUUCAUCUUUGAUUACCAAAUUGCUGCAGCACUGAUGUUGCAGGAUAACUUUUUAGUAGCUAAUUUGUAAGCAUAAAUUUUCUUCCAUUUAAUUUGUUGUACAGUGACAGGCUGACUGAAAAAAAGAUAUAAUGCUGUUUACUUAUAAAUCCAGUACAGAAGACAUAACAAGAAUGUCUAGGAGUCGUUAUGAAAUGCCACUUAAAUACUUUUACAGACCUACAUCUGUGCAUCAGGCAGUGUGAAGUGAAGGCUGUAUAGUAUAUCAGCAUUAUUUACAUCCCCCUGUACUACUCUUUUUUGGAUAGAAUCCAGGAAGAAUGUGUGUGUGUAAACCCAAAUUCAUCUAAUAAUUCUACCACUAUUACAGAUUAUGUAUGUGAGAGGAAGUAAUUUAUCAUGAUCUUUAUGGAAUAUAUGCUGUUGUUGUUUAUAAAGUAACACUUUCCAUGAAGCAUAAUAGUUUCCUCUUGGAAUUUGUUGAAAAUAUCUAUUAUUCUUACACUGUCCAAAAAAUUUAUUACUGCAAAUCAAAUUUAGAUUUUUUUUGUCUGUACAGAUAGGAGAUUUAGACAAGUUUUUUAUUUAUCGAAACAGUCAGUACUCUGAUGGUUAUAACAUGGAAAAGCUGGGCACAUUGGUUCAGUUUCAUGAUAAAAAUAAUGAGAAGUGAUACUAAUAAAAUGUACCUUACGUUCAUUAA
Molecule: messenger RNA, 6243 nt
Organism: Schistocerca gregaria
Lineage: Eukaryota; Metazoa; Arthropoda; Insecta; Orthoptera; Acrididae
Gene: Smurf
Product: E3 ubiquitin-protein ligase SMURF1
Exons: 15
Coding region: 302-3325 (1007 amino acids)
Biological process (GO): ubiquitin-dependent protein catabolic process; negative regulation of BMP signaling pathway
Molecular function (GO): protein binding; ubiquitin protein ligase activity
Source: RefSeq, a predicted model, not a curated record